Anguilla rostrata (American eel) is the source of this 2401-nucleotide messenger RNA. It is a transcript of the gene gss, whose product is annotated as glutathione synthetase. The record is from RefSeq and is a predicted model, not a curated record. Gene Ontology annotation, molecular function: glutathione synthase activity; glutathione binding; ATP binding. NCBI's taxonomy places the organism in Eukaryota, Metazoa, Chordata, Actinopteri, Anguilliformes, Anguillidae. The transcript has 13 exons. The coding region runs from base 424 to 1854 and encodes 476 amino acids. Gene Ontology annotation, cellular component: cytosol. Gene Ontology annotation, biological process: glutathione biosynthetic process.
GGCCAUGACCCAGCCGUUUGGCCUGCAUAAACUCGUGUUUCUAUAAACGUUUUUGACAUAAACUGACUUUGAACAAUCACAUUUGAACCACUGAGUCUUUAAGCGUGGAGUGAAGCCAUCGAUAUGACGAAAUAAUUUUCUUCUGCUAUGUGGCUGCCGGCGUGAAUGGAAAUUAGUCGUGAUUGCACAGAUUGCGUGUGUUCCUGCAUCCGUGUUUUCUUACGUACUGGCACUCUACGUACAUUUUUCAUUAACUUGUGUGGAUACCGGAAAACGAGUUUAGGUUGAAGCUGAGGUGCUGCACUUGACAUAAGUGAACCUGUUUAUCCUGGAAAUAUCCGUUUGUCGUAAGGAUAGACCGAAGAAGAAGCAAUUCACCUUACUGAAACGCAUCCCACCACGUGUGCCAAUAAUAUAAGCACGAUGGUUUCAAAGGCAGUGCCAGAGGACGUGUUAAUGAAUGGAGCGCUGAUCAGGGAUUUAGAAGCUGUGGCCAAAGACACGGCCCUUCUGCAUGGAGUUUUAAUGAGGACAAAGGAGUCUCCAAAUUCGUCAGAGGUGGUGAGCUAUGCCCCAAUCACGCUCUUUCCUUCCCCAUUACCAAAAGUGCUCUUCGACCAGGGGAUUGCUGUGCAGACACAUUUCAACCGGCUGGUGGACAAGAUCAGCCAGGAUUCCAAAUUCCUCCAAGAGGCCCUGGCCAGCACCAUCAAAGUGGAUGAUUUCACUGCAAGGUUGUUCGAUAUAUACAUGCACAUUCUUCAAGAAGGGUGUUCCCAGCCAAUAGCUGUGGGCCUGAAUCGAUCUGACUACAUGCUGGACCGAGGGACAGAUGGAAACACAACCUUGAAGCAGAUUGAGAUCAAUACCAUUGCAGCCAGUUUUGGAGGGCUUGCUUCACGGACUCCAGCUGUUCACAGGCACAUUCUGAAGGUUGCUAGUCGAUUAGAGGAGCAGAAAAGGAUCCUGGACAAUAACCCAGCGGCAGGGCUCGCCAAGGCCCUGGCUUUGGCCUGGAAGUUGUAUGGCUCUGAGAGGGCUGUGGUCAUGUUUCUGGUGGAGGAUGUCCAAAUGAAUAUCUAUGACCAUCGAUAUGUUGAGAAUGAACUGUGGAACAGAAAUAUUCCAGUCAUAAGAAGGCGGUUUGAAGAUGUAAGUAAGACUGGAUUGCUGGACCAGGACAAGAGGCUGUUUAUAGAUGGUCAAGAGGUUGCAAUAGUGUACUUCCGCAAUGGAUACAUGCCUCAGAACUACACGGAACAGAGUUGGGAGGCAAGGCUUCUGAUGGAGCGGUCUCUGGCAGUCAAGUGUCCCGACAUCGGCACCCACUUGGCUGGAACUAAGAAAGUGCAGCAGGAGCUAGCCCGACCUGGGGUCCUGGAGAAGUUCUUUCCGGAUGACCCGGAGGCUGUGGCUCAGAUCCGAGCAACUUUUGCUGGACUUUAUUCCCUGGACAUGGGAGAGGAGGGAGACAAGAAUGUGGCUAUGGCCUUGGCAAACCCAGACCGGUAUGUCCUGAAACCCCAGAGGGAGGGAGGGGGUAACAAUAUCUACGGUGCAGACAUCUGCCAGGUGCUGUCAGGAGUGAAGUGCAGCUCAGAAAGGACAGCCUACAUUCUGAUGGACAAGGUCCAGCCCCAGCCUGUCCACAACUAUCUGCUGAGGAGCGGCUGUCCUCUGAAACUCAACACAUGUCUGAGUGAGCUUGGCAUCUUCGGAGCCUAUGUGAGACAGGGGACAAAUAUGCUGCUCAAUGAGUGUGCCGGACAUCUUCUUAGAACCAAAAGUGCAGAAUAUUCCGAUGGAGGUGUGGCAGCAGGAGUGGCAGUCCUGGAUAACCCACUUCUCCUCUGACCUACCUGGUGGACCCAACCACCAGGUGGAACAGUGACGGACCAGAAAUACCUCAAAUGGCCUUCCUUUUCCCCCAAGGGUGCUGCUCUAUGCUACAAAUAACAAAAAAUUGUAAAUGCAUAUUUUUUGAUGUGCUGCUGGAUGUAUGCAUUUCAAAAGACAGUUUUGGUCUUGGGGGUGGGUGGGGGGUGUGUGGAGUUCAUAGAAACCACAUUGGUUCAGAUAUUGACAUUUACUGAUGAGCAGCCUUGAUGUAGAGAUUGUAUGAAAAAUUGUAUGGAAAAAUGAUUUUUGAACACCUGACAAGUGAUUCACAAAUGGUUGUGUGGGAGUAGAAAACCAUGAAAUUUCAUAGUCCGCUAACUCCUACUAACUGUCAGAGCAGAUUUCCCAUUUAUGUUCAAAUGUACUGUAGGUGUAACCUUUGCAAGAGUAUAUGUUUUGAAAAUAUAUAUUCUUUAGCAGUAGGUCUUCGUUAGUGAUGUGCUUCAUGGCCCUACUGAGGCAAAUUAUUUCACAAUAAAAUAAGCAUGUGCCCAACUUCAAA